Messenger RNA from Anolis carolinensis (green anole), 4788 nucleotides. It is a transcript of the gene tbx2, whose product is annotated as T-box transcription factor 2. Gene Ontology annotation, cellular component: nucleus. Gene Ontology annotation, molecular function: RNA polymerase II cis-regulatory region sequence-specific DNA binding; DNA-binding transcription factor activity, RNA polymerase II-specific. The transcript has 7 exons. Gene Ontology annotation, biological process: positive regulation of DNA-templated transcription; cell fate specification; regulation of transcription by RNA polymerase II. The coding region runs from base 381 to 2534 and encodes 717 amino acids. NCBI's taxonomy places the organism in Eukaryota, Metazoa, Chordata, Lepidosauria, Squamata, Anolidae. The record is from RefSeq and is a predicted model, not a curated record.
AGAGAGAGAGAGAAAGAGGAGAGAGAGAGGAGGAGGAGGAGAAGAAGGCGCCCCGGAGGGAGCCGGACGGAGGAGAGAAGAGAGAAGAGAGAGGAGCCAGGACGAAGGAGACUCUUGGAAGGAGAAAGAGAGAGAGAGAAAGGGAUGAACCCGCUUCUGGACUCGCUCGCUGCCUCCUGUGGGGACUCUUUCGGGGCUUGAAUCCGGUUUGGUUUCGUUUUGGAGACUGAUUGAGAGCUCGUUCCGUGGGAUCUGGGCAAGGAAAGUAGAGAAGGAGCGCGGGUCUUGUCUCCUUGCGGGGCGAGGGUCCGGCCAUGGCGCUGGCCUAGCCCCCCCCCCCCCCACCGCCCCGCUUCUUCCCCGCCCCGGCGGGCGCCCCGAUGCGAGACCCGGCGGGCUUCUCGGGCUCGGCCAUGGCCUACCACCCGUUCCACGCGCCGCGGCCCUCCGACUUCCCCAUGUCCGCCUUCCUGGCCGCCGCCCAGCCCUCCUUCUUCCCGGCCCUGGCCCUCCCGCCCGCCGCCGCCGCCGCCCUGGCCAAGCCGCUGCCCGAGCCCGCCGACGCCGUGGCCGGACUCCACGCCGCCUCCGCCGCCGCCCUGGCCCACCACGCGCACGCCCACGCCCACCCCCACGCGCACCCCGCCGCCGCCCCGCACCUGCGCGCCCUCAAGGGCCUGGAGCCCGAGGAGGAGAUGGGCGCCGAGGACGACCCCAAGGUCACCCUCGAGGCCAAGGAGCUCUGGGACCAGUUCCACAAGCUGGGCACCGAGAUGGUCAUCACCAAGUCCGGCAGGCGCAUGUUCCCUCCGUUCAAAGUCCGGGUGAGCGGCCUGGACAAGAAAGCCAAGUACAUCCUGCUGAUGGACAUCGUGGCUGCCGACGACUGUCGCUACAAGUUCCACAACUCCCGCUGGAUGGUGGCCGGGAAGGCCGACCCGGAGAUGCCCAAGAGGAUGUACAUCCACCCGGACAGCCCGGCCACCGGCGAGCAGUGGAUGGCCAAGCCCGUCGCCUUCCACAAGCUCAAGCUCACCAACAACAUCUCCGACAAGCACGGCUUUACCAUCCUGAACUCCAUGCACAAGUACCAGCCCCGGUUCCACAUCGUGAGGGCCAACGACAUCCUCAAGUUACCGUACAGCACUUUCCGAACAUACGUGUUCCCAGAGACCGACUUCAUUGCGGUCACGGCUUACCAGAACGACAAGAUCACCCAGCUGAAAAUAGACAACAACCCCUUUGCAAAGGGAUUUCGCGAUACCGGGAAUGGAAGACGAGAAAAAAGGAAACAGCUGACUCUCCCAUCUCUGCGCAUGUACGAAGACCAGUGCAAACCCGACCGAGACGGGGCCGAGUCGGACGCGUCCUCGUGUGAACCCAACACGGGCCGGGACUCGCUCCACUCGCCUUUGGGGACCACAACGUCCAGUCCCGUCCGGCCUCAUCAUCAUCGCAACAGCAGAGCAGAAGACAAAGGCAGUGACCCGGAGUCGGAGAAGCUCCCGGAAGGGAAGAGGCCGAGCCCGGAGCCACCGGGGGCCUGCAGCCCGCGCAGCAGCGCCAGCGAAGAGAGGGGCCAGGAGCGGACCCCCAAGGGCAAGGAGGCCUCCAAGGAGGGCCACGGCGAGGGCCCGCUCUUCAGCCCCUUGGGCCUGGAGAAGGACAAGAUGGAGGGCAAGAGGAAAGAGCAGCCGCAGACACCGCAGCCGGAGGGGUCCAAGAAGGAGGCCGCCCCCGAGUGCCGGCCCCUGGGGGUCAGCAAGGAGUCCUUCUCCCCACUCAUGGUCCAGACGGACAGCCCCCCGCACCUCAGCACCGGCCACCUCCAGAGCCUGGCCCUCUCCAGCCUCCACGGGCAGCAGUUCUUCAACCCGCUCAGCGCCGGGCAGCCCUUCUUCAUCCACCCGGGACAGUUCGCCAUGGCGCCGGGGGCCUUCUCCGCCAUGGGCAUGGGACACUUGCUGGCCUCCGUGGCCGGCGCCGGGGCCCUGGAAAACGGGGGUCUCUCCGCCGCCGGGCAAGCCGCCGCCGGCACCGCCACCCCUUUCCCCUUCCACCUCUCCCAGCACAUGUUGGCGUCUCAGGGAAUCCCGGUGCCUACUUUUGGAGGACUCUUCCCCUACCCGUACACUUACAUGGCGGCAGCUGCCGCGGCUGCGUCUGCCAUGCCGGCCACCAGCACGGCCACCGCCGGCUCUCUGUCGCGGAACCCCUUCCUGAGUAGCGCCCGGCCUCGCCUCCGCUUCAGCCCCUACCAGAUCCCGGUGGCCAUCCCGCCCAGCACCAACCUCUUGACCACUGGCCUGCCCACCAGUCUGAACGCCGGCUCCGAAGGCUCCAAGCCCAGCAGCAGCCGGGAAUCGAGCCCUCUCUCGGAUCUCCCGCUCCCCAAACCCGGCAGCCAACGGGCCUCCUUGUCCCCCAAGGGAUCCUUGAAGGAUUCCAUCAACGAGCUCCAGAACAUCCAAAGACUGGUCAGCGGUUUGGAAACCCAGCGAGAAGUUUCUCCUGGUCGAGAGUCGCCCAAGUGACCGCCCAACUUCGAAGACCCGGGCAGGAGAUUAUGUGUACAGCACAGUAUAAAUAUUUAUUUUUUAGGGGAAGGAAGAGUGGGCUCGGAGGUGGGGCAGGAUGGAGAGUGGAGAACAUCUACAAGGACAUCUACAAGGAGGAGGAUCUGCUGCAGCCCAGGGACAAAACCAAAGAGACGGCACGGUUGUGGACCCCGGGUUCUGUCACACUCCAGAUCUACCGUUUUCUUGGGCUUUCCUCUCGCUGAAGGAUCCAGCUCCAUAUUCUUAGUUUUGGCCAGAAAAAAAAAUGGCUAAACUAGAAUCUCUGGUUUGCAGUAACUUACAAGCUCAUGCAUGGAUGGAGUUGAAGACCAUGAUGGUGGAAGAUAGUUUAGAAGACCAUGGUGGUAGGAGAUCAUUUAGAAGGCCAUGAUGGUAUAAAAUGGUGGGGAUUUUCUUCAUAUGGAAGAUCCUGGUGGUAGGAGAGGACCUGGAAGACCAUGAUGGUGAGAGAUGAUAGAGAUUCGACCUGUGAGGAAGAUCUUGAUGGCAACCGUUGAUCUUGAAAACCAUGAUGGUGGGAGAUGAUCUUGAAGACCAUGAUGCUGACAGUCGAUCGUGAAGACCAUGAUGGUGGGAGAUGACUUGAAGACCGUGAUGGUGGGAAAUGAUCUUGAAGACAAUGAUGGUGGGAAAUUAUCUUGAAGACCACGAUGGUAGGAAAUUAUCUUGAAGACAAUGAUGGUGGGAAGUGAUCUUGAAGACCACGAUGGUGGGAAAUGAUCUUGAAGACCAUGAUGCUGACAGUUGAUCUUGAAAACCAUGAUGGUGGGAGAUGAUCGUGAAGACCAUGAUGGUGGAAAACGAUCUUGAAGACCACAAUGGUGGGAAAUGAUCUUGAAGACCUCAAUGGUGGGAGAUGAUCGUGAAGACAAUGAUGGUGGGAGAUGAUCGUGAAGACCAUGAUGGUGGGAAAUGAUCUUGAAGACCACGAUGGUGGGAAAUGAUCUUGAAGACCAUGAUGGUGGGAAAUGAUCCUGAAGACCACAAUGCUAACAGUUGAUCUUGAAGACCACGAUAGUGGGAGAUGAUCUUGAAGACCACAAUGCUGGGAAAUUAUCUUGAAGACCAUGAUGGUGGGAGAUGAUCUUGAAGACCACGAUGCUGGGAGAUGAUAGGAAAGUCCAUCUUCUUCUAAUUAUUUUGUGUGUGAGCGUGUAUGUGCAUAAAUCAACCUUAUUGGAGAUAUAACUUGUUCCUUUCUACAUAUAAAGAUGACAUUUCCAAACAGGGAUGUUGGUUUGGAAAUCGUCUUUCAUAUCUUAAAGACAAUGGAGAGAAAAAAAUUUGAUUUCUUUUCUUUCAACAAGGUUCAGGCCGGUUGGAUGCCAGACAAGCAUUUCGAAGACAGUAAAUAUAUAUAUAUAUAUAUAUAAAUAUAAGAGGAAAGCAAAGUUUGUACUGCUUGCAGGUAUCUUCUUCACAUCCGAAAAACCGAAACGACACUUGGAUUUUCAGAAUUGGUACAAUCGUUGUGACCCCCUCCCCGUUUUCGGACCUGUGUUUAAAAAAAAUGAAAAAGAAUUAAAAAAGAAGCCUAAUAUUUAUGGAAUAAAUGGUAAUUUGUGUAAAUAAGCUCUACGAAUCCCAAGAUAUGCAAAAAUCGGUAUUAAUUUAUUUAGGGUUGUACAUUGGCGUGUACAUAAUGAAGAGUUUUAACUCAUCGCAUUUAAUUGCUCUUUCUUGUCUCUUUGUUUCAUCUUGUACGAGAUCUAUUUAGCUCUUUGUGGAUGGAAGAAAAUAUGGGUUUUCUUUUCGACUUUGGUGUCUAAAUAAAAAAAUAAUAAUACUGGUGACAAUCAAGACAAUCACGUGCCAUUUGGGGGAGAAAAAGGAGAGAAAAAGAACAUAUUCUUCCCAAAGUUUAGAACAAUUUGAUAUUGAAUUAAUGGGUAAAAAAAAAGAAAACGAAAACACCAUUGAUUGCAAGAAAGUACAGGUAUAAACCUCAGGUUUUUUAUUUUUCACUCCAGAACAAAAAUAAUAAUAAUAAUAAUGCGUGCGUAGGGGAAAAAAAAACUCUGCCACAAAUCUUAUACUAAAAAAUUUAAAUGAUCACUCGGACAGCGUGCUAUAUAUAUAUUGUUUUGAUUUUUUUUAAAAAAUGACAUGAUUAGGAAUGUGCUGGUUAUUUGGGACAUCUAUCUGUUCAGGGUUUUUUUUUUUGGGAUGAGUUCUGUCACAUCUUUCAAUAAAAAAAAUAUUCAAAGAA